CCCUCGACACUGGACGAGCGCAGCUCAGCAUCCUCCGACUCAGCAUCCUCCGACUCAGCCUCUCCCGGUCCGCACCGACAACCGCAGUCAUGAAUGUAGGUAUCUGUGUGUGUGUUCUCCUGGCUGCUCUGUCCGGCGGUUCCCUGAGUCUGCCCACGCAAGCCACCCCACAGGGAGCCGAGGGCGAGGCUCUCCUGGCCGACAGUCUCCCCCCGCCCUCGCCCGGCCGCGCGCGCCAGGCCCGCUCGGCUCCUGCGGCCCCCCCGGGGCAGCUGGCCCACUACAACCAGCCCCAGGAGGAUCCUCGGAACAGCCUGAGCCGGCUCCUGGCCAGACUCCUCUCCAGGAAAGGCUCUCCCCCCCAGACCAGAUCCUCCCUCAGCAGCAGAGCCAGCGGCCUGGCCCCCGGCCACCGGAUAAAGGACAGAGAUUAUCUCGGCUGGAUGGACUUUGGAAGACGCAGUGCAGAGGAGUAUGAAUACCCCUCCUAGAGGCAUGGCUUGUUUUCACCAAAACCCCCGCGUUACAACCCCCCCCCCACAAACAGCCAAUAAAAGCUCACAGAAACACUGAGCCCUUUUCACACUGCAGUCACUGUAACCCCGGGGGGCUGCGUCGACCGGACCCCAGCAGGAGUUUACCAUCAAACCACAACAGAGAGAUAGAAAAGUAAUUUCCCAGAGGGGCAUAUCCUGCAAUCUGUGAAUCCUAAACAUCUGCCUUGAAUUUAACUUUGCAAAGUCUAAAUAUUCCGUAUUUCUGUUUUUGUCAAGAAAUCCUACACGAAAAGACGAAGCCCAACAGUGUGUUGGUCCAUUUCUAAGUGCUGACUCCUCCAGCCCGUCUGUGGCACUCAGCCCCAAGACCAUUUCAUAGGUAGCAUUAUUCAACAAUUAAUAAAAAAGUGAAUUCUUAUGGGACUAUUUUCCGCAGGGGAUUAAUACACAUUGGGUGCGCUAGUGAGCAUUUACAGCAGCAGGACGGUAUAUGUAUUGAAAAUAGAAAUAAAAUAAACUACAACAGCCAUGAAGGGACUUUUCACUGAGAGCAAGAGAGUGUGGCUCAUUUUUAAAUGGAGCUCUAAUCGCAGACAAAUACAGCAUGAUCAUUAUUUGGCAACACAGAAAAAUGCUUGUUGAUGAAAUCAAUGGAUCACUGGGUUUAGUCUUUUCCCGAGGGAGAACAAAUAUUUACCAGGUCAGAAUAUGACCAGAUUUCACCAAAAGGCAACUAAGCAAAUAGUAGUAAUUAAUACUUAUUUUAAUCAAUCAUAUAUUUUAAACCUUACUUAAAGUAAAAUAACUGAUUAUCAAGUAAUGAAUGUGCAGGGACCUUGAUCCUUUAAAUAUAAAUUGCAGCCACAAUCGAUAAAUGUAUGUUCCGUCUUAGAAAUUGAAGCCUCUCAAAGUGUUGAAUGUUAAACAUUGGAGUCUCAGUGUGCAGUCAGCUGAACCCUGGGCAAAAAAAUGUGCAGUGUGAAAAGCACAAUAUGUCUACGAAUUAAAGCACACGGUGUUCACUACAUGAGGCGCUUGGGACUCUCCCUAUCAUUUCACACUGGACUUUGCUGGCACGCACAUUCAAAAUCAGCACUACGAGUACUGUAGAUGUCGGUUUCUUUUUGAAAGAUCAUUGUGUGUGUGUGCGCCCCGUCACGGGGGUUGAGUCUGUAGUCUCUACGAACUUUCAGAUUCAGUACAAUUCCGAAUAAAGCUCCGCUCUCCGACGGCAGCAAGAGACGCACUUGUCGUGCGGAGGGCCCAGUUGGUGGGCUGAUCCCAAGCGUCUCAUGUAGUCACUGCCUGUGUGGACGGAGCAGAAUCAGAAGCCGAGCGAUACUGGCUGUCAAUCUGCUGCAUGGGUGUGUGUGUGUGUGUGUGUGUGUGUGUGUGUGUGUCCCUGCACAGGAGCAUUCGGUGUAAUUCACCAUUGGAGCUGAGAUUCCACAGAUACUGUUAUCAUAGAUUAGGAUUUCCCAGGAUAAGCACUCCUUUCCUGAACAUGGCAUGCACACACCUAGGUGUAAUCCUGUCCACGAAACACAUCUUAAAUGUCCCUCAGUUCUAACCUACAAAAGAUUAAUAUUGGUCCUCAUCAGUGAGAAUAUGUGCACUCAGCUCAUCCUGAUGCUCUCCAGUCGCUGACCUGACCCACGCGGCUAUGAUGACAAUGUGACAUCUGUCUUGUCCCGGGACAAGAAAGAUGUCUUAACAUCCCUUACAUGCCUUAACAUCUCACAGUGGACUUCAACUAUGAUAACAGAUUGUCACAUAUUGCUUCAUGCCAAUGGGUGAAUUAAAUCCAAUGCUUUUAUGCGGGGAGCAAACACCCUAGAUGGUGGACAUGGAGUGAAGGUCAAGCGUUCUCUGCCACAUCAUCAACCCAAAUGCAACCAUUUGUAAAUGACAAAAUGAAAUGAAAUCCAGCCUUUAGUUUGGAAAUAUAAACUGUCGCCUCCAGAAAAAAAAAAGUUGAUCAUGUAUCAAUUUGUCUGUAAAAUGGAUAUGAAGCAAUAUAAAUGUACAUGUAUAUGAUUUUGGAUGAAAACAACGAGAGGAUAAAGUCCUUUCUGUUUGGGUUUAUUUAUUCGAGGUGAAGCAAAGUUUUAAUUUAUUAAGCUGAUAAUAAAUAAAAUAUUACGUUGA
Scophthalmus maximus (turbot) is the source of this 2645-nucleotide messenger RNA. RefSeq names its product cholecystokinin-like. The record is from RefSeq and is a predicted model, not a curated record. Gene Ontology annotation, biological process: digestion. Bases 90 to 491 code for a protein of 133 amino acids. NCBI's taxonomy places the organism in Eukaryota, Metazoa, Chordata, Actinopteri, Pleuronectiformes, Scophthalmidae. Gene Ontology annotation, cellular component: axon; extracellular region. The transcript is spliced from 4 exons. Gene Ontology annotation, molecular function: neuropeptide hormone activity.